This is a messenger RNA of Vitis vinifera (wine grape), 2040 nucleotides long. Its product is annotated as pentatricopeptide repeat-containing protein At3g29290. The transcript has 2 exons. Bases 1 to 1881 code for a protein of 626 amino acids. Gene Ontology annotation, molecular function: protein binding. The record is from RefSeq and is a predicted model, not a curated record. NCBI's taxonomy places the organism in Eukaryota, Viridiplantae, Streptophyta, Magnoliopsida, Vitales, Vitaceae.
AUGGCAGAAGUAUUGAGGAAUUCACUUGCAAUCAUCGUCACCUCCAGUGGGUUUACUUGCCAAUACUACUCAUGUAGACCAACUGGUGGAUAUAGAAUCCAUUGCAGUUGUUUUCCGCGUUGCUUGUGUUAUAAUUCAACUAUAAAAACAAACAAAAAGCAAUUGAAAGGGCAUGGCGUAGAUACGAUUUCCUUGAGGGAGAAUGGGCGCUCUCAGUUUGAGGUCACUGGACAUAUAAUGAUGGAAAUGAAUUUGUUAUUUGGGUCUGAGAGGAGGGAUACUCCACGCAUUGUCUCAAACAUGGUUGCUUGCGUUCAGUCUGGUUUGGUUUGUGAGGAGGAUGAGGAAAAUAUGUUGAAUCAAAGAAGAAAAGAAGAAUUUGACCCUAGUUAUUUUGAACAGAAAUUUCCUCCUUUGGGAAAUUCAGAAAUUCACAAGAACCCAGAUUUUGAACAUAUAGGUGUUGCAGAGCCAUUGACGAUUUCAACAGGGAUAUCCAGUGAGUUUGAAGAUAAGUUGCAUUUUUUAGAGGAAAGGAAUGAACAGAUAUUAUCUAAAAGAAUAUUGAUGCUAAGCAGAUCCAACAAGGUCAGAAGUGUACUAGAGUUGUAUAGGACCAUGGAAUUUUCGGGUCUUCAACCCAGUUCACAUGCCUGUAAUUCUCUUCUUUCUUGCCUCUUGAGGAAUGAAAUGCUUGAUGACGCAUUGAGAGUUUUUGAGUCGAUGAAGGCAAAUGAGAGCACUACCGGGCAUAGUUAUAGCUUGGUACUUAAAGCAAUUGCAAAUAUUCAGGGCUAUGAUUCAGCUCUAAAGAUGUUCAGCAAAUUGGAGGUGGAAUGCAAAGUAAAGAAGGAUUUUGAUGUGAUUGCUUACACCACAAUGAUAUCAAUUUGUGGCAAAGUAAAUAACUGGGCUCAGACUGAAAGAAUAUGGAGAAGUAUGAAGGAAAAUGGUCUUGUUGGAACAAUUGUAACUUAUCGUCUAUUAGUUAGCGUUUUUGUUCGUUGUGGGCAGAAUGAACUAGCCAUUGAUGCUUACAGUGAGAUGAUUCAAAAUGGAUUAAAACCAGGUGAAGAUGCAAUGAAAGCUAUUAUUGGUGCAUGCGCAAAGGAAGGGAAAUGGGACUUGGCAUUAAGUGUUUUUCAAAGUAUGUUGAAUGUUGGUUUGAAGCCGAAUCUUAUAGCAUGCAAUGCAUUGAUUAACUCAAUUGGGAAAUCCGGGAAUGUCAAGCUGGCAUUCAGGGUUUAUGAUGUUAUGAAAUCUUUGGGUCAUACACCUGAUGUUUACACAUGGAAUGCACUGCUUGGUGCUUUAUACAGGGCAAAUCAACAUGCAGAUGCACUUCAUCUCUUUGAGAGCAUUAGAGAGCAGAGCUCUCAAGUAAAUUUACAUUUGUACAACACUGCUUUAAUGUCCUGCCAGAAGCUUGGGUUAUGGAAUAGAGCUCUACAACUUUUAUGGCAGAUGGAAGCUUCGGGACUAUCAGUUUCAUCUGCAUCAUAUAAUCUUGUUAUUGGUGCUUGUGAGGUUGCAAGGAAACCAGAAAUUGCAUUGCAGGUUUAUGAGCACAUGGUUCAACAACAGUGCACUCCAGACACAUUCACCCAUUUGUCUCUAAUAAGAAGUUGUAUUUGGGGAUCGCUUUGGGCUGAAGUGAAGGAAAUUCUAAAUAGGGCUGGAACAGAUGUUUCUCUCUAUAAUGCUGCUAUACAGGGGAUGUGUUUAAGAGGCAAGAUUGAAUCAGCAAAGAAGCUGUACAUGAGAAUGCGCAAGAGCGGCCUUAAACCUGAUGGGAAAACUCGGGCAUUGAUGCUUCAGAACUUACAGAAAGAUGCAAUUAGGCCAAGUAACAGGCGGAUUUCUCAUCCCAGAAGAUACUGAUAGAAGAAGACACAAGAAAAAGACAUUUCCCACAAUUAGUGUGUUAAAAAUGUCGCACAUUGUACCAUGUGGGUUGUUCUUAUACCAUACUUAAGCGAAGAACAGGUUCAAAGCCAUCAAUGUAAAUAAAUUAUUUAUUUUUAGUAGUAUCUUAUGUUA